UUAACAAAUUUAGUUAGGUUUAGUUUUCAACUUUUGAUGUUGACCACACACCCAGCCUAGUUCCAGCGGUAGAAAACUAAGCUUUUUCAGUUCCAUCAAUCUCGGAAUGAAUCUGUGAUACUCUCACUCUCACGGAGUUCAAAGCUCUGAUCUUUCAUCAUCCAUGGCGUUGUUCUCUCUCUUGAACCGCAACCAAUGUUCAAUUUUUCUUGUUCUUCUUCUCUUACACAGUAUUAUGUACAAACCCUCUUGCCAAACUCGAGGGGUAUUAGGGUACACCAGCAACUGUGGGGAGCACGUGGUGCAGUCUCAGUGCUCUCGGAACACAAGAUGCAGUUGGUGUACCAGCGAGGUUCUUGAUGACAUGUGCUUCACUAAAGCUGAAGCGUGGAGGUUGCCCCACCAAGUUUACUCUUGUAGGUUGAUCCGUGCCGGAAGCUAUGGAGUUUCUUCAACCAACAAGACCGCAGUCGAAAACAAUGUAAUGGAGAAAGACAGCAAGAAAUUUCGUUUGAGCACUCGAUUAUCAGUUUCAACUAGUUGGGGGAUUAUCAUGCGGAACAGUGGAGGAUUAAUGUUCCUUAACAUUAACAAGUUACAACUUAGCAGUGAUAGACAACAAAAUCUGCCAAAUUCCGUUUCAGUCAUGGGUGUGGUUGUGACUUAAUAUGGCAAAAAUCUGAAAUAAAUUGCAAUGAUUUGAAGUAA
Messenger RNA from Arachis duranensis, 708 nucleotides. RefSeq lists its product as uncharacterized. The transcript has 2 exons. The record is from RefSeq and is a predicted model, not a curated record. NCBI's taxonomy places the organism in Eukaryota, Viridiplantae, Streptophyta, Magnoliopsida, Fabales, Fabaceae. Bases 164 to 667 code for a protein of 167 amino acids.